AAUAGAAGAAGACAUUGUAACUUCCUAACCUAACAUAAUUGACAGAUAAAUAUAAAUGCCAUAAGUAUAAACUAAAAACUGUAUUAUUAAUCCAUUAUUAAUCCCUAAUUCCUAAUCACAAUUCACAAUAAGUUACCAAGAAAGUAUGGCAGAUGAAAGUUUAUUUGAUUUUCUUCACAACGAAAUAGUUACUUAUGUUUUAGAAAGCAAUAAUAAGCAAAAUGCUGGAAAGGAUGAAGAUUUAUCUGUGCUUGAAUAUAUUGGUUUCUCAACUGGAUAUAGAAUUAUUGAAAGGUUAACUAAGGAAAUGCCUAGAUUCAAAGAUGAACUUGACACAAUGAAGUUUGUCUGUACAGAUUUUUGGUGUGCUCUCUAUAAGAAGCAAAUAGAUAAUCUAAGAACAAAUCAUCAUGGAAUUUAUGUAUUACAAGAUAAUAGUUUUAGAUUUUUAACUAGACUUUCUAAUGGCAAACAGUAUUUAGAUGCAGCUCCCCGAUAUGUAGCAUUUACUUGUGGUGUUAUUAGAGGAUGCCUUGCAAAUUUAAACAUUAUGUGUUUGGUAACAGCUGAACUCCAAAACAUGCCUUCGUGUAAAUUCCAUAUUCAAGUACAAAGAACCUAAUAAUUUAACUUAAAAUUUUUAUAUUGUAUAGUUAGGGUUAAGCAUAGUUAGGUUGAGUGCUUGUUUUAUAGAUAUGAUUUUACAUAUUACACAAAAAAGUUUAAUGUGUGUCAUUGGUUAAAUAUUGAUUUUAGUUUAUAAUCCAUUUGUUAGUAACUAUAUAAAAAUAUAUAGCUAUAUAGUU
This is a messenger RNA of Diabrotica virgifera virgifera (western corn rootworm), 806 nucleotides long. It is a transcript of the gene Trs33, whose product is annotated as trafficking protein particle complex subunit 6b. NCBI's taxonomy places the organism in Eukaryota, Metazoa, Arthropoda, Insecta, Coleoptera, Chrysomelidae. Gene Ontology annotation, biological process: endoplasmic reticulum to Golgi vesicle-mediated transport; regulation of GTPase activity. The record is from RefSeq and is a predicted model, not a curated record. The transcript is spliced from 3 exons. The coding region runs from base 146 to 622 and encodes 158 amino acids. Gene Ontology annotation, cellular component: TRAPP complex; cis-Golgi network; trans-Golgi network.